Messenger RNA from Thlaspi arvense, 4146 nucleotides. The record is from the annotation of a GenBank genome assembly. NCBI's taxonomy places the organism in Eukaryota, Viridiplantae, Streptophyta, Magnoliopsida, Brassicales, Brassicaceae.
AUGGCUUCACUUGUUUAUUCUCCCUUCACUCUAUCCACUUCUAAAGCAGAGCAUCUCUCUUCGCUCUCUAACAGUAACAAACAUUCAUUCCUCCGCAAGAAAUCCAGAUCAGCCAAACCAACGAAAUCCUUGUUUAAUGUCAAAUCUAUGGUCUCGGGAAACGGCCUCUUCACGCAGACAAACCCGGAGGUCCGCCGUAUAGUUCCGAUCAAGAGAGACAACGUUCCGACGGUGAAGAUCGUCUACGUCGUCCUCGAGGCACAGUAUCAGGCAUCUCUCACGGAGGCCGUGCAGUCUCUCAACAAGACAUCGAGAUUCGCGUCCUACGAAAUCGUUGGAUACUUGGUAGAGGAGCUUCGUGACAAGAACACUUACAGCAGCUUCUGCAAGGACCUCGAAGACGCCAACAUCUUCAUUGGGUCUCUGAUCUUCGUCGAGGAACUGGCGCUUAAAGUCAAGGAUGCGGUGGAGAAGCAGAGAGACAGGAUGGACGCGGUUCUCGUCUUCCCUUCCAUGCCUGAGGUAAUGAGACUGAACAAGCUCGGAUCUUUCAGUAUGUCACAAUUGGGUCAGUCCAAGUCUCCCUUUUUCCAACUCUUUAAGAGGAAGAAAGCAGGCUCUGCUGGUUUCGCCGAUAGCAUGUUGAAGCUUGUUAGGACUUUGCCUAAGGUUUUGAAGUACUUACCCAGUGACAAGGCUCAAGAUGCGCGUCUCUACAUCUUGAGUCUACAGUUCUGGCUCGGAGGGUCUCCUGACAAUCUCCAGAAUUUUGUUAAGAUGAUCUCUGGAUCUUACGUCCCGGCAUUGAAAGGUGUCAAAAUCGAGUAUUCGGAUCCGGUUUUGUUCUUGGAUACCGGAAUAUGGCAUCCUCUUGCACCAACCAUGUACGACGAUGUGAAGGAGUACUGGAACUGGUACGACACUAGGAGGGACACCAAUGAUGCGCUCAAGAGGAAAGACGCGACCGUUGUCGGUUUGGUCCUGCAGAGGAGUCACAUUGUGACUGGUGAUGAUAGUCACUAUGUGGCUGUAAUCAUGGAGCUUGAGGCUAGAGGCGCUAAGGUGGUUCCUAUUUUCGCAGGAGGGUUGGAUUUCUCUGGUCCCGUUGAGAGAUAUUUCGUAGACCCGGUGUCGAAGCAGCCCAUCAUAAACUCUGCUGUCUCCUUGACCGGUUUUGCUCUGGUGGGUGGACCCGCGAGGCAGGAUCACCCGAGGGCUAUCGAGGCCCUGAAGAAGCUUGAUGUGCCUUACCUUGUGGCAGUACCACUGGUGUUUCAGACGACUGAGGAAUGGCUAAACAGCACACUUGGUCUGCAUCCUAUCCAGGUGGCUCUUCAGGUUGCUCUCCCUGAGCUUGAUGGAGGGAUGGAGCCAAUCGUUUUCGCUGGACGUGACCCUAGAACUGGAAAGUCGCAUGCUCUCCACAAGAGAGUGGAGCAACUCUGCAUCAGGGCGAUUCGAUGGGGAGAGCUCAAAAGAAAAACUAAGGCAGAGAAGAAGCUGGCGAUCACCGUUUUCAGUUUCCCACCUGAUAAAGGAAAUGUAGGGACUGCGGCUUACCUCAACGUGUUUGCUUCCAUCUUCUCGGUCUUGAAAGACCUCAAGAGAGAUGGCUACAAUGUUGAGGGGCUACCUGAGACUGCAGAGACUCUUAUCGAAGAGAUCCUUCAUGACAAGGAGGCUCAGUUUAGCAGCCCUAAUCUCAACGUUGCUUACAAAAUGGGAGUCCGCGAGUACCAAAGCCUCACUCCUUAUGCAAACGCCCUGGAAGAAAACUGGGGGAAACCUCCGGGGAACCUCAACUCAGAUGGAGAGAAUCUUCUUGUCUAUGGCAAAACGUACGGCAACGUUUUCAUCGGUGUCCAACCUACAUUUGGCUAUGAAGGUGAUCCCAUGAGGCUGCUUUUCUCCAGAUCAGCGAGUCCUCACCACGGUUUUGCUGCUUACUACUCUUACGUAGAGAAGAUCUUCAAAGCUGACGCUGUUCUCCAUUUCGGAACACAUGGUUCCCUCGAGUUCAUGCCUGGGAAGCAAGUGGGAAUGAGCGACGCUUGUUUCCCGGACAGUCUCAUCGGGAACAUUCCCAAUGUAUACUACUAUGCAGCCAACAACCCCUCUGAAGCAACCAUCGCAAAGAGGAGAAGUUACGCGAAUACAAUCAGUUACUUGACUCCUCCAGCUGAGAACGCUGGUCUAUACAAAGGGCUGAAGCAGUUGGGCGAGCUGAUAUCAUCGUACCAGUCUCUCAAGGACACCGGGAGGGGCCCACAGAUCGUCAGCUCCAUCAUCAGCACUGCUAAGCAAUGCAAUCUUGACAAGGAUGUUGAUCUUCCAGAUGAAGGAGCGGAUCUGCCAGCUAAAGAGAGAGAUCUUGUGGUUGGGAAAGUCUACUCCAAGAUCAUGGAGAUCGAGUCAAGGCUUUUGCCGUGCGGGCUUCACGUCAUUGGAGAGCCUCCAUCCGCCAUGGAAGCUGUGGCCACACUGGUCAACAUUGCUGCGCUAGAUCGCCCUGAGGAAGGGAUUUCGUCUCUUCCUUCUAUAUUAGCUGAGACUGUUGGAAGGCAGAUCGAAGAUGUGUACAGAGGAAAUGACAAGGGAAUCUUGAGCGACGUAGAGCUUCUCAAGCAGAUAACCGAUGCCUCCCGUGGAGCGGUUUCCGCCUUUGUGGAGAAAACAACAAACAGCAAAGGGCAGGUGGUUGAUGUCUCUGAUAAGCUAACCUCGAUUCUCGGUUUUGGAAUCAAUGAGCCAUGGGUUGAGUAUUUGUCCAACACGAAGUUCUACCGGGCGAACAGAGAUAAGCUCAGAACAGUGUUUGGUUUCCUUGGAGAGUGCCUGAAGCUGGUGGUCAUGGACAACGAACUCGGGAGUCUAAUGCAAGCUUUGGAAGGGAAGUACGUUGAGCCAGGUCCAGGAGGUGAUCCCAUUAGAAACCCGAAGGUUCUACCAACCGGUAAAAACAUCCAUGCCUUGGAUCCUCAGGCUAUCCCCACAACAGCAGCAAUGGCAAGUGCCAAAAUUGUUGUGGACAGGUUGGUAGAGAGGCAAAAGGUUGAGAACGAGGGCAAGUAUCCGGAGACGAUCGCGCUUGUUCUUUGGGGAACUGACAACAUCAAGACAUAUGGUGAGUCUCUUGGCCAGGUUCUUUGGAUGAUUGGGGCGAGACCAGUAGCUGAUGGUCUUGGAAGAGUGAACCGAGUCGAGCCUGUGAGCUUAGAAGAACUCGGAAGGCCGAGGAUCGAUGUCGUUGUUAACUGCUCAGGAGUCUUCCGUGAUCUCUUUAUCAAUCAGAUGAACCUUCUUGACCGUGCGAUCAAGAUGGUGGCUGAGCUAGAUGAGCCACUUGAACAAAACUUCGUGAGAAAACACGCGAUGGAACAAGCGGCGACGCUUGGCGUUGAUAUUAGAGAGGCAGCGACAAGGGUUUUCUCAAACGCCUCGGGGUCAUACUCAUCGAACAUCAGUCUUGCGGUUGAGAAUUCUUCAUGGAACGAUGAGAAACAGCUUCAGGACAUGUACUUGAGCCGCAAGUCUUUUGCGUUUGAUAGUGAUGCUCCUGGAGUAGGAAUGUCAGAGAAGAAGCAGGUCUUUGAGAUGGCACUUAGCACUGCGGAAGUCACGUUCCAGAACCUCGAUUCCUCGGAGAUUUCCUUGACUGACGUGAGCCACUACUUCGACUCUGACCCGACUAACCUCGUUCAGAGUUUGAGGAAAGACAAGAAGAAACCAAGCGCUUACAUUGCUGACACAACAACCGCAAACGCACAGGUGAGGUCACUAUCGGAGACAGUGAGGCUGGACGCAAGAACGAAGCUGCUGAAUCCAAAGUGGUACGAAGGGAUGAUGUCAAGUGGAUACGAAGGAGUUCGUGAGAUAGAGAAGAGACUGACCAACACAGUGGGAUGGAGCGCAACGUCGGGUCAAGUAGACAAUUGGGUGUACGAAGAGGCCAACUCAACAUUCAUCAAGGACGAGGAGAUGCUUGAGCGUCUCAUGAACACAAAUCCCAACUCCUUCAGGAAAAUGAUUCAGACUUUCUUGGAAGCCAACGGUCGCGGUUACUGGGAGACUUCCGCUGACAAUAUCGAGAAGCUCAAGGAGUUGUACUCUCAGGUGGAAGACAAGAUCGAAGGGAUCGAUAGGUAA